AAAACGCAAACCGGCGUCCAAUUGUAAUCUUAACCCUACAAUUCUUAUCAUAAAUCGUCAAGUAUUCGAACAAUCGCAAAAUGUUGUUCUAUUCCUUCUUUAAAUCACUAGUUGGUAAAGAUGUGGUAGUUGAGCUUAAAAAUGAUUUAAGUAUUUGUGGUACAUUACAUUCAGUGGAUCAGUAUUUAAAUAUUAAACUAUCUGAUAUUAGUGUAACUGACUCAGAAAAGUAUCCACACAUGUUAUCUGUGAAGAACUGCUUUAUCAGAGGAUCAGUGGUGAGAUAUGUUCAGUUACCUGCUGAUGAAGUGGACACCCAACUUCUACAAGAUGCAGCCAGGAAGGAGAGUGCUGUACCAACUCGUUAAUAACAUGAAAUACUGUGUCAGGAAGUUCAUUUUCCAAUUAUAAUAUAAGAAUUAUAUAUUUUUUUAGGUUUCAA
Messenger RNA from Dalotia coriaria, 442 nucleotides. RefSeq names its product U6 snRNA-associated Sm-like protein LSm2. Gene Ontology annotation, molecular function: RNA binding. NCBI's taxonomy places the organism in Eukaryota, Metazoa, Arthropoda, Insecta, Coleoptera, Staphylinidae. Gene Ontology annotation, biological process: mRNA splicing, via spliceosome. The record is from RefSeq and is a predicted model, not a curated record. The transcript has 4 exons. Bases 81 to 368 code for a protein of 95 amino acids. Gene Ontology annotation, cellular component: catalytic step 2 spliceosome; U4/U6 x U5 tri-snRNP complex; U6 snRNP.